CUCCACUGAGUCAUAUUUUAUAAAUUGUUAUCAUGAGUAAACGAGUUAAAGUUUGCCAGCAGCUACUUUACUAUACAUAUUUGUUUACGUUCGCCAACUUUUCGCAGUCUGCUCUGAGACGUACGAACGAAAUGUCUACGCGUUCUACCUUAGUAAUUUUGGUAUUUUACACCUAUAUAUUUGGUUGUAGCACACAAAAUGCAAGGGAAAUCACUAACACAACUAACGUGACCGUAGAAGAGAUACGAACAAAUGAUGGCAAUACAGUAUCAAUUACCACCACCGUGGAAGAAACUCACAUCGGAGAUACGAUUGGUGAAAAAAUUUUGAACAAUAAAUUUAAAAAUACGCUCAGAAAUUACAGAGGUUCUAAAGAACAGACUUCAAGUGGGAGUACGUAUGUGCAGACAGGCAAUUUCGAUCAGGGUAUAUAUAGAAACAAUAGAAGUGUAAAUGAGCGCGUGUCAAUUGGGAGUACACAAACCGAUUUACGUAGUUCAGGUCUAGAGGAAACAUAUACACAUAUGGAUUCAGCUGUACCAAUACUUUCAACGAAAGCAGUUCAUAGAACCAUUGAAGCAGAAACGGGCAGAUGUGUAGCGAAUAGUGACUCAAUACAAACGCUAACGUUACCCAAUUGGCCAUCAUUUAAUGUACGUUGCAUAAAUGAUGCGUGGGGCAAAUGUUCGUGGGCAGUUAUUUUGGAGCGUAAGUCUCAAAGAGAUAAUUUUGAUUUUGCCUGGCAGAAUUAUCGUACAGGUUUCGGUGAUCCAACCAUAGGGAAUGGCUACUUUGUGGGUCUCCAGAACUUGUACGCACUUACACAAUAUCAAAUGCAAGAAUUAUACAUUUCCAAGCGCUUCGAAGGAGAAGACUUAGUUAAGGAGAUCUAUGCGAAUUUCCGUAUUGGCGACGAGAGCGUCGAUUAUGCGGUGUUAAGCUUGAGCGUGGUUACCAACAAUACGAUGAUUAGACACUUACAAAUCGCUUCGAAAUUCAGCACAAAAGAUCGCCAGUUCGAUAAACGGUUAGCUGCAUGCGCGAGGACUUUGGGCAUUGGUUGGUGGUAUUCGGAGAAAUGUUUGCAGUCUACGAUGCUGCGUAGCGUUCGGGCAUAUGUAAAAGCUCCAACCAUUAUUGCAGUGAGACCAAAUAAUUGCGAAAGUAAAGCUUUUUAGAGUGAAAGAAUGUUAGGAAUAGUAUAAAAAAAAUAUUGAUAUGAAUGUUAGAAAAUAAAUAUAUAUCUAUAUGUAUAUCCCAGAA
Messenger RNA from Bactrocera oleae (olive fruit fly), 1263 nucleotides. Its product is annotated as tenascin-R. NCBI's taxonomy places the organism in Eukaryota, Metazoa, Arthropoda, Insecta, Diptera, Tephritidae. The record is from RefSeq and is a predicted model, not a curated record.